Molecule: messenger RNA, 1263 nt
Organism: Scedosporium apiospermum
Lineage: Eukaryota; Fungi; Ascomycota; Sordariomycetes; Microascales; Microascaceae
Exons: 9
Coding region: 1-1263 (420 amino acids)
Biological process (GO): ubiquitin-dependent protein catabolic process; protein polyubiquitination
Cellular component (GO): nucleus
Molecular function (GO): ubiquitin conjugating enzyme activity
Source: RefSeq, a predicted model, not a curated record
AUGAGUAGCCCUCGGAGGAGGAUCGAGACUGAUGUUAUGAAGCAAGAGUUCUACGUUCGAUUCAACGGCCCGGCCGAGACCCCGUUUGAGGGUGGGAUCUGGAAAGUUAGUGUCGAGCUGCCCGAUGCGUACCCCUACAAGUCCCCGAGUAUCCGAUUCGCGAACCGAAUAUUCCAUCCAAACAUCGACGAACUGUCCGGAUCAGUGUGCCUCGACGUCAUUAACCAAACGUGGUCCCCCAUGUUCGACAUGAUCAACAUCUUCGAGGUGUUCCUUCCUCAAUUAUUGCGGUACCCAAACCCAACCGAUCCUCUGAAUGGCGAAGCUGCAGCCCUCCUGAUUCGGGAGCCUAAGAGCUACGACGCGAAGGUCAAAGAAUACGUCCAGAAAUACGCAUCUAAGGAAGCUGUAGACGAGGCAGGCGCGGAAAGCGAGGACGACGAUGACCUGUCCUCGGUAGCCAGUUUCGGAGACGACGACGAGGAGCCCGCGGGGCAAAUGGAUGACUGCCACCAGGCCCUACUGAAAUCAUCUCAACCGCAGAAAAAGUCUCGUGCGGGUGACAGUGUUACAAACGAUAGCCUCCCACCGGACAGUGCCGCAACCACCGGCAAGGGAAGAGGCAUUGAGGCGGUGAAAAUGUUUCCGAGCAAGCGCAAGAAGACUGAUAGCUAUAGCGAAUACGAUCUGUUCUCGGAACCGGUCAGCUCUCAUGGGGAUACACGCCGAAGAGACGAGGAGGCAUCCGAGCGCGAAGGACAUUUGAAGACCACUUGGCAUCUUCUUGACAACAGCGGGCGAUUCCUGGGAAAUAACACCGUCGACGAAAUGAAGAAGCACGUUGCUUCUAAACUUGGGUGCUCUGACAAGACGUGGAACAUGCUCUGCCUCAGUCAUCGAGUUCGCAUCUGGUGGGGAAAGGGAAUGUUCGCUUUCAAGUGCCUAGGCAUCACCCGGGGAGCCGGCUCGACUUAUAAAGUCCAUCUCCGAUUUAUAUGGAUGCCGCGGACCCUGGUCUUGGACAAUCAGCAAGAGCCGAGUCGGCAGAUAAACCUAGCCGAAGGCGGUGGCCGGGAGAUGUUCGAGGUUGAGUUUGAUGGGAAGGAAGAAGCUGAGAAGGUGAAGAUGAUGCUGGAUUUCCAACGGGUCAUGAUUGUCGUGAUGACCAUCGCAGGGGGUACAAGGAGCACAGGGGGUGCAGGGUCGCCCGAGCUUCUAGAGGACAUUGCGGAUCCAGAUAAUGAAGGCAGUGUUCAAGAUUAG